AAUGUCAAUCGAAUUCAGAGAGGUUAAAAGUUUGUUUAUGUAAACUAUAAUUCUUGUGUUCUAAUUAUUAUUUAUGAUAUAGUUGGUGAAUUUUGAAUGAUUAUUUUAUAAUUAAUCCAACCAAAAUAACAAAAUGCAUCGGCGGGGUGGUAAAAGAAUCCGGAUGGACGAUCCGCCUCCCGAAUAUGAAAAUCCUAUGAUGACUCCUCACUUGGAGCAGGAUAACUAUGGAGGGAAUUACAUGCAGCAAAAUCUUUAUGGUGAUAAUAGUUAUGCAGAUCAAUCUGCUGAUUUUGAAUCGCCCCCUACACCUGGUAUGCGAAGGGUUACUAGGUCUAAAGCUAGAGGUUUAAACAAUCCUCCCCCAGCUCCUGUUAUAUCUCCUUCAUAUUCUCCACCUAGUUCGGGCACAAGAGGAAGAGGUAGAGGUAGACCACCAGGCAGAAAAAAUACUGUAGGGGAAAUCAUACACAGUAGAGAUGAUGACGACUCAUUGUACCAUACAAUCAAAAAUAGCAAAAACUCCUUGGCUCAUAUCGUUGAUGACUGGAUAGAGAGCUACAAACUGAAUCGAGAAGCUGCACUGAUAUCUCUUAUGCAGUUCUUUAUAAACGCUUCUGGCUGUAAAGGUCGUAUUACCCAGCAGAUGCAAGCCUCUAUGGAACAUGCUGCGAUCAUCAGAAAAAUGACUGAGGAAUUCGACGAAGAAAGUGGCGAAUAUCCUCUGAUUAUGGCGGGACACACUUGGAAAAAGUUUAGGCAAAAUUUUUGCGAUUUUGUACAAACGUUGGUGAAACAAUGCCAAUAUACUAUAAUAUACGAUCAGUUUUUGAUGGAUAAUGUUAUCUCUUUACUUACUGGAUUGUCAGAUUCACAGGUCAGAGCCUUUAGACAUACUGCAACUCUAGGUGCGAUGAAACUAAUGACAGCUCUAGUCGAUGUGGCGCUCACUGUUUCAGUAAAUUUAGAUAACACUCAACGACAAUACGAAGCUGAAAGACAAAAGACGAGGGAGAAACGAGCUAGUGACCGAUUGGAAGCUUUGAUGGCAAAAAGACAGGAGUUAGAAGAAAAUAUGGACGAAAUAAAGAAUAUGUUGACUUACAUGUUCAAAUCUGUUUUCGUGCAUAGAUAUAGGGACACGUUGCCAGAAAUUAGAGCCAUUGCUAUGACAGAGAUUGGAGUUUGGAUGCACAAAUUCCAUGCUAACUUUUUGGAUGACUCUUACUUAAAAUAUAUCGGUUGGACUUUGCACGAUAAGGUCGGUGAAGUACGUUUAAGAUGUUUGCAAGCUUUACAACCUUUAUAUGCAAGCGAAGAACUGAAAGGAAAGCUGGAACUUUUCACAAACAAAUUUAAAGAUCGUAUCGUCGCCAUGACUCUCGACAAAGAAUAUGAAGUUGCAGUUCAAGCUGUCAAAUUAGUGAUCUCCAUUUUGAAACACCACCAUGAAAUAUUGACUGAUAAAGAUUGUGAGCACGUCUACGAAUUGGUCUACUCAUCCCACAGAGCUGUUGCGCAGGCAGCAGGUGAAUUUUUGAAUGAACGCCUCUUCCAACCUGGAGACUUGGAUUCCGGGAAAACCAAAAGAGGAAAACGACGCCUGCCUAACACUCCAUUCAUUCGAGAUCUAGUGCAGUUCUUCAUCGAAUCCGAACUUCACGAGCACGCUGCCUAUCUGGUCGAUUCUCUUAUAGAGUCGAACACUAUGAUGAAAGACUGGGAGUGUAUGACUGAUCUGUUGCUGGAGGAACCCGGCGUACAUGAGGAACCACUAGAUAACCGACAAGAAACGAGUUUGAUUGAGAUUAUGGUGUGUUGUGUGAAGCAGGCAGCCACCGGAGAAGCGCCAGUUGGUCGAGGACCCACCAGAAAGAUGAGUUCUAUACGAGAAGUGAAACAGGCAGGAGAAGAUAAACAAAAAUUAACCGAGCAUUUUAUAGUAACUUUACCUCAACUGUUGGAUAAAUACUCUGCAGAUCCUGAAAAAUUAGCGAAUCUGUUAAGCAUACCUCAAUAUUUCGAUUUAGAUUUAUACACAAGUGGAAGACAGGAGGGAUCGCUUCAGGCACUUUUAGUGAAACUGAAAUAUAUUGUUCAAGUCCAACACGAACCGGAAGUUUUGGAAACGUUAGCAAAAACUUUAGAAACCGUUUGCACAGAAGGUCAUUCUAUUUUUACCAAGUGCGAUGUUGCCAGAUCGACUAUUAUCGAUAUGAUAGUUGCCUCGUAUAAAGAAGCCAUCGACGAUUGGAGAAAUUUGAUGCUUGGCGAAGAAACUCCCAAUGCGGAUGAAGUGUUUAACGUAAUCAGUUCUUUGAAAAAACUUUCGAUGUUCUAUGCUUGUCAUAAUUUGAACAGCUGGGGCUUAUGGAAUACCAUGUUUCAGGAUGUACAAGAUUCUGAGACUAACUUACCACCAGAAGCACUUAAGUAUUGUUUAAGUUCCUGCUAUUAUUUCUUGCUAUGGGGUCUUAGAGACUUGGAGGUAGCUGCCGAAGGAGGUGGUCUAACGCACUCUGGAAUUCAAGACAUGAGGGAUAAACUGGACGAUUUUAUUGAAGCUUCGCAGAUGCUGAUUAAGUCUUCACCACAUAUUUUAAUCAAGGAGGAAGCAUAUGUUGGCCUAUGCGAUCUUCUGAUAGUUUUCAGUGAACAGUUGCACGGAAGUUCAACAUCUUUGAGUGAAUUAAUCUGUCGACCGGACGUGAAUCUUCAGGCAUUGUUAAACGAAUUUGUUCAAACGUACGUAUUUGUUCCUGUACAAGACUCAGAACACGACGAACUCCGCAUUGAAGGUCUCCACAAACGGCGUAACUUCUUAGCCGCGUACUGCAAGCUGAUUGUCUACAACAUAAUGCCGACAAAAGCGGGUGCUGACGUCUUCAAACACUACGUUAAAUAUUAUAACGAAUACGGAGAUAUAAUAAAAGCGACAUUAAGUAAAGCUAGAGAGAUUAACAAAGUAAACUGCGCUCUAACCAUGUGCUUGAGCUUAAAUAUGAUGUUUAAUGAGGUGCAAAAAUUAAGCUCGGGAAAAAAUACGAGACAACAUGAAGAAUUCUUCGCUUUGAAGGAAUUGGCAAAACGCUUUGCACUGUCCUUUGGUUUGGACGCCGUCAAAAACCGAGAAGCUAUUACAGCUUUACACAGAGCAGGCAUUAUAUUUGCCGUGACAGCUUCAGAGAAUAUAUCAGAUGAUCCCACUGGUCCACCGCCCAACUUAUCAUUUUUGGAAAUUUUAACGGAAUUUACAAAUAAAUUGUUGAAGCAGGACAAAAGAGUUGUCAUGGGCUUUUUGGAUAAAAGAAUUACAACAGGAAUGCCUAGUAGUAGAGGCGAAGACUGGCAACCUCUUCUUUUGUACAGAAAUUCCUUAUUACACGGAGAGACUGAUCAACUUCCUACAACAAGUAAACGGGCUUACGGAAGAAAACGUCAUAAGUCUCCCGAUUCUGAUGUUGAACCAGAUGACUUGUCCGAUCAAGAAUUUCCAGGAAAUUUGUAUGGUUAAGAACAUGUUUUAUUUGUUACGUUUAAUAGAUGGAUCAUAUUAUAAUACGAGGCCGAGUGAAUAAGUCCGUGACUUUUGAAUGAAACACGGGUUUUUAUAUAAAAAAAAGUUGUUUUAUUUUUUCACUAGGGGCUAAAUCUGGAGAAUGGUGUGGAUGAGGGAGCAAUUCGUAGCCUAAUUUAUAGAUUUUUGCCAUAGAAACUGCACGUGUGCACCCUUGCAUUGUCUUAAGGGAAAAGCACUUUUUUCAUGUCCAAAUGCGGUCGUUUUUUUUUUCAACUCAUCCAUUUUGCGUCUGAAUAACGCCAACCAUCCUUGCGAAAUUGUCACACGGUUGCGUUUGUGGUCGAUUGUGAGCAAACGCGGCACCCAUCUUGCAGAAAGCUUUCUCAUACCCAAGUGAUAUUCAGAAUUGAAACCACUGAGUCAUGUGAGAUGCCUAUAGCUUCCAUAAUAUCUCUCACUUUCAAUCUACGAUUGGCUAAAACCAUAUCGUGAAUUUUUUCAAUUGUUUCUGAUGUAGAAACCUCAAUCAAAACGUCCGGCAUCUUCCGUGCUUGUACGGCCACAUCAAAAUUCAGUAAACCACUUCUUUAACCAUGGAAAUGGGAGGUGCAGAAUUCCCAUAAUAUAUCUCAAGCUCAGCCUUGUUUUGAGUGAUGGUUUUUUACGGCAAAAAAAUGCUUAAUGAGCACACGAAAUUCACUUUUUUUUUAUUUCCAAAACGCGCAGUAGUCUGCUAUCAACGCCUGACAAACACAGACUAAAUGACGCAGCUCGUUCAAAUUUACACCAUUGUCAAGUGAGAGUCGCCUGUUGACAGAAACAGUGUUGCCAUUUCAAUUAACAGGCGAGAAAUUCAAAAAGCCACCGACUUACUGACUAGUCCUUGUAUAAUAUAUAGGUACUCUAAUUUUAACUUUGUACACAUAAGAUUUAAUAACAUAUACUUUGUUAAAAAAAUUUAAUAUAUUAUGUCGUCCCAACUUGCGAACUUUUUUUUGAAACUUUUAAUCAUGCUAGAGCCAAAUUGUAAAACCUAAAAAGUUGUAAGAAUGUAAAAUGUUAAACUUGCAAAGUUAUGACUGAAGUUUUUAUUUUUAAAAUUAGUUUUUAUUUUUGAAUAUGUAUUUGCUAAAUAAUAAACGGUUUUUUCUA
This is a messenger RNA of Diabrotica virgifera virgifera (western corn rootworm), 4672 nucleotides long. RefSeq names its product cohesin subunit SA-1. Bases 134 to 3514 code for a protein of 1126 amino acids. The record is from RefSeq and is a predicted model, not a curated record. The transcript is spliced from 12 exons. Lineage: Eukaryota; Metazoa; Arthropoda; Insecta; Coleoptera; Chrysomelidae. Gene Ontology annotation, biological process: sister chromatid cohesion. Gene Ontology annotation, molecular function: chromatin binding. Gene Ontology annotation, cellular component: cohesin complex; chromatin; nucleus.